UGCGUUUGGAUGCGCGGCCAGAGCGUCUCAUCACUAGGCACUGUGUAGGAGAAAGGAUAUCACUGGUAAAAUAAACAUGUAAUAGCGACAAAAAAGGAAUUGCGGACGAUCAAAUACGGCGUAGUAUUGUCUUUUCUGGGUCAGUUAUUUUUUAUAAACCUUUUUGCGGAAUUUUGCUUUCACCCUUUGAAUAACUGGAUUAAUUUAAAAUUAUGAGUUUGAUAUUGUUUUUAACGUUUUCACCAAGGAACGAUUAGAAAGCCGUGACCAAAUUUCCCGUCAGACCACUUUUAACGAAAUGAAUAUGGCAAAAAAUAUUAUAGACGUCCCAAUGGAUGAUUUAAGUAAGAUUUCGGAUGAAGAACUCAUUAAAUGUAGCAAAGAGGAGCUGCUAAGGAGACUCCGAAAAGUUGAUAAUGAAAAGAUGAACUUAAUGUUGGAACAUGGGAACAUGAUGAAGGACGUUAACCGGAGAUUACAAGUGCAUCUCCACGAGAUACGAAGCUUGAAGGAGGUGAACCAGAAGCUGCAAGAAGACAACCAGGAGCUUAGAGAACUGUGCUGUUUCUUAGAUGAUGAUCGGCAAAAAGGGAAGAAGCUGUCUCGGGAAUGGCAGAGAUUUGGCAGGUACACUGCCAGUGUUAUGUGGAAGGAGGUUGGAAUAUUUCAGCAAAAACUGAAAGAUCUAGAGGCCACUCAAGAGAGUGUGCUGAGAGAGAAUAUGGAGUUAAAGGAGAUAAUUGUGAUGUUGGAUGAUGAGAGGAAUGGAGCUGGAUCCAGGAGCUCCAUAGACAGUCAGUCUAGUCUGACCAAUAUGAAUGGAGGUUCCAGUACUGUUAGAGAUAUUGGAGAUGGAAGUAGUACCUCCAGUACGGGUAGUGCUGGAAGCCCAGAUCACCAUCACAGUCAUAUACACAAGCCUUCAGAGGGCAAAAUAGGGUCCAUCAGAAGGUCUAUGGAUGAUCUUUCCACCAACCAUCUACACAGAAGCAUACCGAAUGGACUCAACGAUUCAUCCUCAAACUACAUCCGUCAACUAGAGACUAAAGUGCAGAUUUUAGAAGAUGACAACAAACAAUUAUUAUCCCAGCAGGGGAACGUCGGCGAUCUGAAGACACUUCGGAAAGGGUUGUCCCUUUAUCACUCAGAAUCCCAGCUCUCCUCGCUUUCCCAGUACCAGGACACAUUACAGAAUGGGUCUACACGGAUGCCUGGAGGUGAUCUGCCAACCCCUGUCACAGGCUGCCUGCCAGCAGCACAGAAACCUGAGGCUGUGGUACAUGCCAUGAAAGUGUUGGAGGUCCAUGAGAACCUGGACAGGAAGAUCCCAGAGGACUAUGAGGAGGAUCUCAGUGAGAAAGAGAAAGCCAUUGUCAGAGAGAUGUGUAAUGUGGUGUGGCGUAAGCUCGGUGAUGCGGCAGGAUCCAAACCCUCCAUCCGCCAACAUCUCUCUGGGAACCAGUUCAAAGGCCCUUUGUAGCUCCCAUGCCAAUGACCAGCAGGGCCCAGAACAAACAAACAAAUAUGUGAAAAUGACGAGAGGAACAGACAGUCUAGAAACUUUUGGGAAGAGCCACAAAAGAACUGUGUUCCUACUGCCAGCUCCUCUCAGCUUAUGGCAUUCAGUUGAGACAUUUUAAACCUAUUACCUACAAUAACAGGUGGUAGUAUAUAAUAGGCUAUAUGAUGAUCUCACAAUUAGCACAAGCUAAAUCAUAGAUCUAUUUAUGUGCAUACCAUCCAAGUAUUCAUAAAAGGCAGCUUAAUUAAUUAAUUUAUCAUUGCAGUUAUGGAAAUAAAAGCACACAGCUCUUAGAUCAAUGUCCCAUGGAAACACUCCUACAUGAGAUAACCAUUUUCACUCCUAAAAGCUUUUUGAUUUUGUCAGAAGACCACUCCAUAUUAUUCAUAUCCUCUAUAGAAGUGCUCCUUCAGUGAAAGAAGUACUGUAUAUUUAAGCAGGGUCAUAGCUGCAAAAUUAAAUAUAAUGGUAAACUUCAGAUUGGUUUCAAGUAGUGUCUGGAUGCAAAUUACAUAUUUGCUGCCCAGAAUCCCCGAAAUACAAACUCUGACAUAAUACUAUACUUUUAUAUAAGUAAUAAGUGAAUUCUGCAGCUCAGUAGCUCAGCAGCUCAAUAAUCUUAGUAUAAUAUAAGUAAGCUUAAAGUUAAUUUACCAUUUAAAAGAACAGUUCACACAAAAUAAAAAUUCUUCCAUUAUUGGCAUAAUAAAACCACAAUAAAAGUAAUCACUUAGUGCUGUCAGUCAAUUUUUUUUUUAAAUGCAAUUAAUCGUAUACAUUUUUUGUAGUUAAUUUAGAUUAAUCGCAGAUUUUAAAAGAGCUAAAAUUUGACUCUGAAUAUAGUUCUUUUUCUGUCACAAUUCAUUUAUUUCCUUGUAAAGAAAGAAAACAAAACAACAUAUAACAAUAUAAUGCUGUAUUAAUAUUUUCCAAACAAAGCCUUCCACAGUAUAAAGAUAGAAAUGCUCUAAAAUAGCACCAAUUUAAGUAACAUUAAACAUUUCCCAAAGUCUAAGUGGGAGUUUGACUAAUUGAAAGAACUAGUCCCCACGUAGGAUAAGUGGACAUAAUCAGCCAGCAGACUGUGGCCAUCCACUGUUACAGCAAUUGUGAAGCCACGUUCAUGAUUCACAUCAGGAUGUCAGCGCCAGCAUCGAGUGCUGCUUUGAACUCCACAUGAAAAGCGCUUGCAGACAAAAACGUCUCAUUCUGCAUUUUGAUGAUACUAAAGACUUGACAUGCUUCUGUGGUAAUUAAAUUGCGUCUUACAUUGGCUGAAAAAUAUUAGAUUUCUGUCACAAGUUCCAUCUAGGCUUGUUUUGUACAUCAAAUAGCAUUAAGAGCUCCCCAUCACUGUGUCACUGACACUGAAUCACUGCUGUGUGUGUUUGUGGUGUGUGCAUCAGUGUAAUGAAUCCAGGCGGACACAUCGCAAAGGUUCCGCCCUUCCAACAAGUGUUUCUGCUGGUUUCUGCUGUAUUAACAGUAAAUGCGUUAAUCGCGACUGAGAAAAAUUUAUGCGUUAAACAUUUUAAAUGAAUCACAUGUGGUAAUGCGGUAAUUGUUUUGCAGCUCUAUACAAAUAAACGUAAUCGAUCAAACUAAUUUCACACAUUUUGUAAUGAAAAGCGCUGAGAAACAAUGAGGUUUGAUAUAAUUGUCAUAGCCGCCAUAUUUGAUUUAAGAGGCUUAUUAAUGCUUUGAUUUGAAAGUGAAUAAAUUACAUUUUAUUCUAUUCUUUGUACAAUGUGAUCAUAUCGCUUCAGAGGACUUAGGGAAUAUACAGUAGUGCAUGAGUUUACAAAUUCAUUUAUUUUUUGUCCUUUUUCGAGCUUGACAGACCGGAGCCUGUAUUAUCUUGCAUUAUGGCAAAUAAAGCCGGUGAAGACUUUGACGUGUUCCAUGAAAGAAAUAGUAAAUACAUGACAGAAGUUUCAUUUUUGAGUGAACUAUUCCUUUCAAUCAUUUUGUCCAAACAAUCCUUAUAAAUGUCAUAUAGCGCAAACCUUCAGGUCACAGAGUUACAAGGCAUACUGUAUUACUAAAAGUUCUAUAAAUCCCAAAUUGACAAUUGUAAUUAAUUGAAGGUGCUGUCAGUGCCCUCAUUUGUGUCUUUGUGGUCUUCAUAUAAAAGAGAAUGGAUUCUCUGUCAAAAUUCUUUAUGUCAAGCCCUUUAUUUUUUAAGAUGGCCCAAUAUAGUACUCUUUACUGAAAAUGAGACCUGCAGUCACUGUCAACUGUAUACAGUCCUUAAUUAAAAGUGCAGUUAAAUCUGUAUGAGGUGUACAGAUUAAUAUUAAAAGAACUGGAACUCUUAUACUUAGUGCACAGCUGAACAUCUAGAUACAGCAUUGAUUAGGUUGCAAUAGAUUGACAGUUUUGUUCAGUGGUAAAUUAAGUUUACUACAGUCUUGACAGUAUGUGAGUAUUGCAUAUUUUCAAUUCAGCCUGGAAUAACAUUACUAAUUCCAGCUUGCAGUAAAAGGUCUCUUCAGUACAGUAUUUCUGAAAGCAUUUAGUAUGUGAUGAAACUUUAACACAGUAAAUGUUAAUGACUUUGUCAGCGAUUGGACCAUGUAAAAUACCUUAGCCAAUCAAUUCUUCUUUACCCUUGUAUCCAGCUUAAAAUUUCUAUGCAUACUAAAUUCUUUAUUAAAUCAGGCAAUAUGUGCUGAUAAUUACUGAAUAAAUUGUGAGAAAAGUUCGGUAUGAGGUUUGCAUUAUUAAUCAUAGGGUUCUUUUUCUGAGAUUUUGUGAAAUGUCUAAUUCUGCUCCACAGGCCUAGUUCAUGAGACUUUCUAUCGGGUAACAUCUUUUUGUAUACAGUAUGUAUAUGAGAUAUAGCAAAGUCUUGAAUGUUUCAGGUCUAUAUACAGCCUAUAUUAGUCUUGUGAAUGGAAGGCUUCUAGUUGAGUGAGAACAGUAAAUGAGGUGUCUUUGAGUUUUGUGUGAUACAAGUCAGAUCCAAUUUCUGUGUAUGCAAGAACUGCCUCAAAAGAUACUUGCUGCAUUCACACAAAAGCUCUUUUUUGAAAAUCAGUGACCCGAUAAGUCAUAAUUUUGUAUUGUUUUGUUGAAAUCAAAGCUAUUUUGAGCAUUUUAGAAAUUCCUCGACCGAACUAGUUAUUUUUGUAUUAAACUUUUAUGUGCGGAAAUUGUAUAUUUAUGAGAGCACUUUCGUGGUGCUAGUUGAAAUCACAUUCGUAUUGAAUGGUUUUGUUCACCUUGGAUGCAGCAGGUGGCUUUUGGCAGUGUGUUAACUUUUUUUUUUUUUUUUUUUUU
Messenger RNA from Myxocyprinus asiaticus (Chinese sucker), 4804 nucleotides. It is a transcript of the gene ccdc85ca, whose product is annotated as coiled-coil domain containing 85C, a. The coding region runs from base 299 to 1480 and encodes 393 amino acids. The transcript has 6 exons. The record is from RefSeq and is a predicted model, not a curated record. Gene Ontology annotation, cellular component: apical junction complex. NCBI's taxonomy places the organism in Eukaryota, Metazoa, Chordata, Actinopteri, Cypriniformes, Catostomidae.